UCAUCAGCAAUGUACUGGGUCUCAGACCUUACGUCUGAAUUAUUCUUUCAGUUGAAAAGUCAACCUGGAUCAUAAUUUCAUCUUCAAUACUUUAUCUCAAGAUUAUCACAGAUGAUACAAUGAGCUAUAUUAUUAUCUCACAGACCUCUACCCAGCCAAGGUGCAUCUAGAUGGAGGACCAUCUGAGUGAAACCAAGGACAAUAUCAUUCCAGUAGCUGAAGUUCAAGAAUCCAACAGCAGCAGACACAUGUGCUUGACUGACCUGGCAAGAUUAUCCUCUGAUCCACAAUGGAUUUGCCUGUUCCAAGCAGCAGCAGCAUGCACUUGCAGCAAGACAAUGGUUCCUGUGUGCAGAAUAACAUCAAUGACAACAGGUUAAAAGUGGAAGACCCUCGGGUGAGGAGAUAUUCCAUCCCACCAGCAAAGACUCCCACUGCAAAGCAUAUGCUUGCAUAUCUACCGCGACCCCCUACAGAUACCAGCAAAUAUGGAACCUUUCCUCAAAAGCCUGAAAGUAUGGUUGUUUCAGAAACGUCCUGCGAUGAAUAUCAUGAGAAAACAGAACACAAUGGUCCCAAGAAAGGAAGCAUAAUCUCAAGCUUUAUCCCACUUUCACAUGCCAAUAGUACUAAGGAAUCUCGCCAAAGAAGAUCCAGUACUGUGGAUCGUACCAGCUCUACUGCUGCCACCCAGCUUGUAAAACAUAGACCUAGUGUAACUAUAAACACAGAAGACUUACCACGCUACCAACGUGCUGGAAAGCAGGAAACACCAAUACAGGAAGUUGGCAAUAAGUGGCACCCUAAACAUGCCCUCAGUGUUCCAAAUAUUCCCAUGCGCAGUAAGACUCCUACUCGUAGUGUUGUAUCAGCUCCGGUCACUACAAAGUCCCACAGGAUGCGUUGUAAGCUUAUGUAUGAUGACAGACAACUCUUUAACCUCACCAACCGACAGACACGUCAGAGAUAUGUCACUAAGGAUGGAAAAUGCAGGGUAAAUCUUGGACGAAUUGAAGAAAAAAGUAGAUUCUUGUCAGAUAUUUUUACCACUAUUGUAGAUUUAAAAUAUCGCUGGUUCAUCUUUGUUUUUAUGUUGUGUUACAUUGUCACUUGGGUUGCGUUUGCAGUCAUAUAUUUUGUGGAUGCCCUACUUAGAGAUGAUGUGAACCAUAUUGGGGACCCUAAAUGGAAGCCUUGUAUUGACAAUGUAGACAAUUUUCUUUCUGCCUUACUUUUCUCUGUGGAAACUCAAAGGACAAUUGGCUAUGGGACAAGGAUGGUAUCAGCAGAUUGCCCUGAGGGUGUUAUACUGAUUAUGGCCCAGUCAAUAUUAGGGUCUAUGAUUGAUGCGCUUAUGGUAGGUUGUAUGUUUGUCAAGAUUUCACGUCCAAAAAAACGGGCGGAAACAUUGAUUUUCAGUAAGAAGUGCGUGGUGUCCCACAGGGAUGAAAAAUUGUGCUUAAUGUUUAGGAUUGGAGAUCUAAGAGACAGUCACAUGGUGGAUGCAAAGAUAAGAGCUAAACUGAUAAAAUCCCGUCAGACAAAGGAAGGGGAAUUUAUACCCUUGGAGCAAUCGGAGAUCAACUUGGGUUAUGAUACUGGAGAGGAUCGGCUUUUCCUUGUAGAGCCUCAGAUCAUCUGUCAUUUUAUCAAUGACCACAGUCCUUUUUGGGAAAUGACUGCAGAGUCCUUGAAAAGAGAGGAAUUUGAAAUCAUUGUAAUACUAGAAGGUAUUGUUGAAGCCACAGGUAUGACAUGCCAAGCUAAGACCUCAUACACUGAGGAUGAGAUCCUGUGGGGGCACCGGUUUGAACCUUGCAUGACUCUGGAAAAAGGAGCUUUUCGUGUGGACUAUUCUCACUUUGAUAAAACAUUUGAUGUUCAGACACCCUGGAGCAGUGCAAAGGAAAUGCACGAACAAAAAGAAAUGGAACAGAAUGACAGGUCCACUCUAAGCCUUUACUGGGACAACAUGCUUCAGACUUGUCUUCCUGAUGACUCAAACACAGGUUCUGAGGAUUUUAUUCAGCAUAAUCAGGACAAGGUUUAUAAUGCUGAAGAGGAAUACAAAGAGUCAAAAAGCAAUGACCUUGAUAUCUAGCAGAAUAACCGUUUUAGUUGCCAAUUAAAAAGAAUAAAUUAUCCACGACCUUACUGCUCGUGGAAAUGAAAUAUGUUUUUAUACUACCUGCUCUUCAAACUAAGCAAUGUGUAAAAAGAUCUGUACUUAUAUUAUUACAU
Xenopus tropicalis (tropical clawed frog) is the source of this 2241-nucleotide messenger RNA. RefSeq names its product potassium inwardly rectifying channel subfamily J member 20 (gene kcnj20). NCBI's taxonomy places the organism in Eukaryota, Metazoa, Chordata, Amphibia, Anura, Pipidae. Gene Ontology annotation, biological process: potassium ion transport. Gene Ontology annotation, molecular function: inward rectifier potassium channel activity. The record is from RefSeq and is a predicted model, not a curated record. The transcript has 5 exons. Bases 290 to 2101 code for a protein of 603 amino acids. Gene Ontology annotation, cellular component: membrane.